AUGUUGAGUAUGGAAGAUGUGAAGGGAGAGGAGGGGGAGAGGAGCUCCAGCCAGUGGAACAGGAUCAGCAUGCUGCAAAAUAGCACUGACUACGAGCUCACCCUCUGCAAGAGUAAGUCUACCAUUGGUGUCUUCCUCCUCGCAGCGACGAAUACUUUUCUACGUGUCAUUCAUUUCAAAUUCGGCUCUCAUUAUGGCGAAUACGUCAAUACUGAAAGCGAGGGAACACAGAAGAUCCUGGUCGAUAACGAAAACAAAGACACGUUUAUCUACAUACACAGCACUAAAUGGUUUGAUCUCUAUGAAUACACCACAUUGACCCUGAUGGAGUUUGCCGAUAAACACAAGGAUAUCCUCAAGGAUGUUUCCAAGAUCCUGGGGUGGCUGGCAAACGUGAGCAGCGUGGGCAAAUCCGAUAUGGAGCAACUGAAGGCCAAAUUUGACGACCUGAAACUCUAA
Molecule: messenger RNA, 459 nt
Organism: Penicillium roqueforti
Lineage: Eukaryota; Fungi; Ascomycota; Eurotiomycetes; Eurotiales; Aspergillaceae
Exons: 3
Coding region: 1-459 (152 amino acids)
Source: RefSeq, a predicted model, not a curated record